AACAAAGCUCACUAAACGCUCGUUUAUGUGCGUUUCUUUGGGGUGGAGGGUGGCUGGGACGAUGGAGACCGACUGUACAGAUUGAUUCGCCUCUAAUUCACAUUUACCGACUUUAUAAAGCGCUAACGGGAGGAUUCGCGGUUCUCUUUGGACCUUCACUGCAAGUUAGCCGACCUGUUUUCGCGUGCCAUGUGGAAGUAAACCUUCACAGGAGAUGCCAUUCGCCACACAGAUGCCAGAUACGCCACCCGAGGCCAAAGAUGUCAAACAGAUCAAGGAGAAGUUGGCGCAGUCGCUCAAGGCCCUGCAGAAGAGAUACGUAGCGUCGGACGCAGUGGUCACCAGUGACGACCGGGAUGCGAACCUCCUCUGCUGUGCCCUGGAGGCCAUCUUCAUCCACGGUAUCAAGAGCAAGUACAUCCGCUUGGAGGCUGGGGGCCGGAGUAGGAAGGGGGACCGAGGAGCCCUCCCAGAGCCUUUCUUCUGGAGCCUCCUCAAGACCAUCACCCACCGUGAUGUGGUCAAAGAGCUGGAGAAGAUCAGCUUCGUGGGCACGGACGUGGGUCGCUGCCGAGCCUGGCUGCGGCUGGCCCUCAACCACGGCCUGCUCGAGUGCUACCUGGCGUCGCUGUUCCGCGAGGGCUCCAAGCUGCGGGCCUACUACCAGCCCAGUGCCUUGCUCCUGAACACAGAGGAGCGGGAAGUCCUGCUCAGCUACCUCCAGGGUCUGGCCUCGCUUACAUUCAGCCUCUCCUACAAGUCAGCCGUCCUCAACAUAUGGACCACCACACCUCUGGCUCUCGCCGGACUCUGCCCCUUGUCCCAAGCGGACACGAUUGAGCUGCCCCUCAACGGCGGAGACCUCCCCAACUCUAAGCCCACGUUGAAAGAAUCGUGGGAUACCGUGUCUCAGUCGUCGAGCUCCUCAGAUGCACAGGAUAUGCAGAGAGGCUGCCCGGUGAUGCUGACGGGGAAAGGGACAAGUGUAUUACAAGGGGGAAGUACUGCACUCAACUCGUCUAAUUUAAGCCUGGACACUACGGGCUCCUCCCAGCUCUCCUCCAGCUUGAGCUCCGACAGCCUCCUGCAGGGGCAGGACCCCCGUAGCCCGACAGGAGAGCCGUGGUCUUCAAGUGACCUGGACACGCCCAUUAAUGUCACCGUCAGCACCAAGAAGCCACAGAAGGAUUCUCAAACCGAGUUCAGGGAGAGUGGCCACUGCAGUCAGGACUCCACGCGUGAAGACUCCUUCGUCUCCAGCGCGGGGGCAGAUCAGUACUCGGAGACGGCGGUUUUCAGUGGCUCCGACAGCGAGACCCAGGGGCCCCCGACAUCAUCCCAAGUCCCAAACUCUGUGCUGGCUGAUUCAGAGCCACCGGCAACACCCGAUGAGAACCGCGUUAACACCUCUCCCCCGGAAGUGUGUAUCGAUACCGCCUCUGAAUUCCACUUGGACACAGACAGGUUUUCUACGCUCAGUGAGCCCAUGGAGCCUGGAGAUGAAGUACAUACCACCGGUGUUCAGGAGAGUCCGGAGCCUCUCCAGGUGGAGAAUGAAGCUGAGCCUUCAGUUCAUCACGGCUCACGUUGCUCCAUCAGCAUCCUGAGCAAGAAGUUGUCCUCAGAUUCUCUAUCGCAUUCUCGUUCCUGGAUCUCUGAGGAUGACAUCUACAAGCCACACCUGGAGGAGGUGUCUGACCCCGAUGAGGCGCCUCCCCCUGCCGAGCUCAAGGUCUCUCAGUCACCGCCCAGCGUCGUCCAUCGCAGGCAAAUAGGGCUGUCCAACCCUUUCCGCGGCUUGCUGAAGCUCGGCCACCUGGAGCGCCGCGGCGCGAUGGGGAUGUGGCGCGAUCAUUACUGUGAGCUGUCGCCCUUCGAGUUCCGUCUGUAUCUCAACGCAGAGGAGCGCACGUGCUGCGACAACUGCUUCCUGGUGCGAUGCGAGGACGCCCGCGUCGCCUCGCCCGACGGACGCUUCGAGGUGGCCUUCCCCGGCAAGCGGCUCUACCUCCGGGCGGCGAACCGCGGCGAAGCCGAGGACUGGGUGGACCGGAUACUCGAGGCCGUCAUCAAAUGCCGCCCGGCGCCUCACAUGGACGAGCAGUGGGAGGUGCUGCAACCCCCUUGCGAGAACGGCGUGGAGGCGUCGUCCUCCGUCCCUGCCAGUCCGGAGCGAGGUCCGUCAUCCCCGGACGCCGCCGGGCAGGAGGCUCCUCCUCCUGCCCUGCAGGAAUUGGACUGGACUCGGACUGCGGAUUUGGAAAAUGACGCAAUCAAAGAAGCGGUUCUGUACUUCUCCACGGAUCCAGAGGCUCGGACGUGGGCGCCGAUGGUCUUCUCCCUCUCCCUGGAGGCUUUGAAAGUGUUUCAGGUCCAAGAGGGAAGGAAGCUGCUGCGGCAAACGCUCCCCGUUGAGGAGAUCCGGGACGUGGUGCCGGACGUGUCUCAGGGAGGGCCGGCCUUUUUCAAACUCCUGACGGUCAGGGAGACGCUGAGGGUCAGGGCAGAGAACCCAGAGGAGGCUCGCUCCUGGAGGGUUUUGAUCCGAGGAGCUCUGGACUCGUACCUGGAGAGUGGGGAGGACGAAGGCUCCGUGGAGCCGGGGGUGGUCUGCCCCGCUAAAACUGGUAAUCUCCACAGAUUGGUGAAGCACCGACUCAAAGAGGACGGAGCACUUCUCGUGCAUCUGUGCACGGUUCCCUCGGAGAAGGGUCUGGACGCUCAGAGCUUCAAGUGUGCAGGGUGUCCUCAGCCGAUCGGCCCGUCCCUGGGCAGAGCCAGGCUGUGUGAGUUCUCGGGCCAGUACUACUGUGACUCCUGUCACCACGGCGACACCACCGUCAUCCCCUCACGCAUGGUGCACAACUGGGACCUCGCACAACGAGAGGUGUCUAAGAAGGCCCUCCAUCUGCUGGCUCAGGUGGAGCAGGAGCCUCUGCUGAACCUGGAGCAGCUGAAUCCCGAUCUGGUGACGCACGUCGAGUCCAUGGCUCAGGCACACAACCUGCGGAAGAGGCUCCGCCUGCUGGGCGACUACCUGCUCACCUGCCGCAGUGGAGCCUGCAAGAAACUCCAAGCCAGAAUGGAGCAGCGAACGUACCUGCUGGAGUCGAGUCAUCUGUACAGUGUCAUGGACCUACGACAGAUAGCAGAAGAUCAAUACGUAACCUACCUGAUCACGCUGCUGCAAGUCGCCUCCAACCACGUGUUCCACUGCGACCUGUGCACUCAGCGGGGCUUCAUCUGUCAGAUAUGCCACGCUAAUGACAUCAUCUUCCCCUUUCAGCUCAACAUCACCACCAGGUGUAAAGAUUGUAAAGCUGUGUUUCACCUGGCCUGCAAGGCGGACGGGGUCUCGUGUCCUCGCUGUCAGCGGAUGAAGAAAUACCUGGAAAGUUAUCCUCACUUCUGAGACGCACGGGCCCGACUAACACCGCCGCGUCUCUCGGGAAGCUGACGGGAUGAAAAAAUAACGGGAAAUCUAGCUUUUACCUGAAGUAAACCUCAAGUGCAAUUAUGAGCGUGUGCGUUACAGCGGCUCGACCCUCGCACUAACAUCGAGGCGCAUCGAGCCUCGCGACGCUGACGCAAAGCAGCCAAAUGUUACUGUCCUCUCUGAAUUCAGACUCGGCCACGGCAUCAAACGGAGGACUCGACUCCGGUGACGGCUGCUGCCAAGAAUCUCAUUGUAUCUAUCGUUCAUCAUAUUCACCGGAAAUGCUCCACAAGACAUUCUGCGCUUCAGACGCACAUGUGUGACCCUAGAGAGCAGGUUGGUUGGGUCCUGAACAUGCACAAUAUCUAAAGCAGCACUUGAAAUAUUCUAAUCAACAUAUUUUUGACUGUGCCUUCUUUUUAAUUUGAGCGUGACAGUCUUUUCCACUUGGUGUUGUGUUUAACACGGGGGCCGAAAAGCCUCACACUGGGAGCUUUCUUUUUAUUUCACUUUCACCAGAUACGGAUUUUGCACAUUGAAAUCCAAAUCGAGUCAAAGAGAAGACUUUGUGGAAUGUCUCUCACAGGUGCUGAAGAAAAUAUAUAUACAUAUUGCCAAAAAAAAUAACAAUUAUAUUUUGCAUUGAUCCUAAAGUCUAAACACAUUUUGCACGUAUCAGCGGUGACUGUUAAACUCAUGGUUCACCUAGAUUUUAGUUGCAAUAUACAGUUACCACUUCAACUAAAAAAAAAAAUCUUCUCUUGAAUAUUUGACUCUGAUGAACUCGCAGAAGCAAUGCAUAAAGAUUUGCCGAAAACUGCAGAGAACAAAUAAAUUCAUUGAUGGUUUAAUGAAGUUUAUUUCUAUAUAUGCAGAACAUAUCACUUGCAAGUGGCAAACCACAGAAAACGUUUAUUCCUGGUUUGUCUUUUGCUUUCAUCUCAUUUAUAAUGUAUAAAUGACCAUUUUUAAUAAAUGUCACUGUGUUACUUGA
Pseudoliparis swirei is the source of this 4430-nucleotide messenger RNA. RefSeq names its product pleckstrin homology domain containing, family M (with RUN domain) member 1 (gene plekhm1). NCBI's taxonomy places the organism in Eukaryota, Metazoa, Chordata, Actinopteri, Perciformes, Liparidae. Bases 215 to 3412 code for a protein of 1065 amino acids. The transcript is spliced from 12 exons. The record is from RefSeq and is a predicted model, not a curated record.